Messenger RNA from Saccostrea echinata, 835 nucleotides. RefSeq lists its product as uncharacterized. The record is from RefSeq and is a predicted model, not a curated record. The transcript is spliced from 4 exons. The coding region runs from base 151 to 768 and encodes 205 amino acids. NCBI's taxonomy places the organism in Eukaryota, Metazoa, Mollusca, Bivalvia, Ostreida, Ostreidae.
UUGAGGGCUUACUUCGAUAGAAAAUUAAAAUAAGGGUACAUAUAGAUAAGAAGUCCUCAGGUGACAACAGUAAUGUUCCAUCAUUUAAGGAAAUGAGCUUUUGGAUAGUGAAUUCGGUUUUAUGUGCUUUGACAAACACUUGUCAAUGAAAUGCGUAUAAAAAUGUCGUUUGAAACUUUCAUCUUAGGGAUGAUGAAUUUCUGGAUCUCUUCAGAGGUUGCAUCAUGGGAAAUAUGCCGUAACGAUGACCAAUCCCGACCUAAUUCUUUCCGGGGCUAUCUGUAUUGUGAACACGGUUGUUGUGGAUAUGCAUACGAACAAUACUGCUGUGCUGAUAAUAUCGGUUUAAUAGUCGGAUGUUCCUUUGGAGGGCUAGUAUUUUUGGGUGUGGUAUCCGGUGUAAUAUUUUGCUGUAUACAGAAAAACAAACAAAAGAGAACCAGCAUUAGACCACUUGGGAGGGGACACAGUCGGAACACCAUAGCCAUUAUUUCAAGCGGUAGUCACUUUGAUCCCGAUUUUAAGCACGUACUAAAGCCACCACCUUACACGAUGGAUCCACCUCCUGCUUAUUCAGAAAUUGUGCCUUCUUAUUCCGCUUCCACUUCUUAUAAAAACUAUAACGAGCACCUAACAAGAGCAAUCAUACACAACGACAAUUCACAAACGGGAAAUAUUUUGCAUAAUAAUAUUCCAUUACAAAGCCAUUUUCACCCGCCGGGAGCAGUGGAAAAUCACUCGGAAGGUCAUUAUAAUGAAUCGUUUUAAAACUUAAUUGUAUGUGAUGCUUUGUUUUUACAUUUAGGCAACAAUUAAAUAACUUUUAAACAGUUAA